Daucus carota subsp. sativus is the source of this 1798-nucleotide messenger RNA. RefSeq names its product serine/threonine-protein kinase PBL35. Gene Ontology annotation, biological process: protein phosphorylation. The transcript has 6 exons. Gene Ontology annotation, molecular function: protein kinase activity; ATP binding. Bases 244 to 1530 code for a protein of 428 amino acids. The record is from RefSeq and is a predicted model, not a curated record. Lineage: Eukaryota; Viridiplantae; Streptophyta; Magnoliopsida; Apiales; Apiaceae.
CUGCUUAUUUCUUAUGAUUUUUAUAGAUGCUGCCUACUCUAAUCUCACUCCAAUAAAAUUUUCUCUCUUUCUUGUAAAUCUCUCUUGCUUUUUCUACUCAUUUAUGUGCAUCUCUGUUGUUUGUCUCAACAGGGUUGUCACUAAAUUAAUUAUACAAUGAGAGGGAAAUCAAGAAGAUGGUGAAGAAUUUUGGUAUUUUAAAAUACCAUUAAUUGUUUUUUUUAUCAUAAAGAAAUCAAGAAGAUGGAGAACAAGUGUGGGUGCUGGGCAAUUCUGAGGCGCAGUGUUAGUAGUGGUAACUGUAAAUCCUCUGAUUUCAGAACUUCACCCAACUCUAUCCCUCGUCCCAGUCUUGUUUAUGAUGCAGUUACAGAGACACGGUACCUUAAUGCCAGUAAUCGAGAGAUGUGUGCUCCGAAUGAUGCUCAAAACUCUUUGGACAAUCCCAAUUUAGAAAGCAAAAUGAUGCGCCAGUUACUUCAGUUUACUUUCCAGGAGCUAAAAUCAGCUACUGGGAAUUUUAGACCAGAUAGUAUACUUGGCGAGGGGGGUUUUGGGUUCGUAUUUAAAGGAUGGAUUGAAGAAAAUGGCACAGCUCCUGCAAAACCAGGAUCGGGAAUCACUGUUGCAGUCAAAAGUUUAAAGCCAGAUGGUCUUCAAGGCCAUAGAGAAUGGGUGGCAGAAGUAGACUUUCUCGGCCAGCUUCACCAUCAUAAUCUGGUGAAGCUAAUUGGAUACUGUAUUGAAGAUGAUCAGAGGUUGCUUGUUUAUGAAUUUAUGACUCGUGGAAGCCUUGAGAAUCACCUAUUUAGAAGAACCGUGCCCCUUCCAUGGUCCAACAGGAUUAAAAUAGCACUAGGGGCAGCCAAAGGUUUAGCAUUUCUACAUGCAGGCUCUGAACCUGUCAUCUACAGAGAUUUUAAGACAUCUAACAUCUUGCUUGAUUCGGAAUAUAAUGCAAAGCUUUCAGACUUUGGUCUAGCAAAAGCAGGUCCACAGGGGGAUAAAACUCACGUCUCUACCCGGGUAGUUGGAACAUAUGGUUAUGCUGCUCCAGAGUAUGUGAUGACAGGACACUUGACUUCUAAGAGUGAUGUGUUUAGCUUUGGGGUUGUGUUAUUGGAGAUAUUAACUGGUAGGAGGUCGAUGGACAAGAAACGGCCAAGUGGAGAACAAAAUCUUGUGGCAUGGGCUCGGCCUUAUUUAGCUGAUAAGCGCAAGUUCUAUCAACUAGUUGAUCCUCGGUUGGAAAUGAAUUACUCAGUAAAAGGAGUGCAGAAAGUAUCUCAGCUAGCUUACAACUGCUUAAGUAGAGAUCCAAAAUCACGUCCUACCAUGGAUGAGGUUGUAAAGGUUCUUACUCCAUUGCAAGGCCUUAAUGAUCUUGCUAUAUUGUCAUACCACACUCGACUAUCUCAACAAGGUAGGCGCAAGAAGAAACCUGAUGGACCCCACCAACAUAAUUAUAACCAAUCUAGGAGUAUGAGAGGUUCUCCUUGGAAUACGGGUAAGCAACAGCACAUAAAAUGAUCUGUUAUUGAAAUCCAGUCUAUAGCUGGAUUUCAAACUUCUGUCGGAACCAAAGGAUCAAGAAGCGAAGCCAAUACGAUGUUUGAAGACAUAGUUUCAAUUUUAUUGUAUUAUUUUUGGGUGUUUGAAACCUUAGAUUCCAAAGAGGAUGACUCAACAGGGUGUUGAGUUCUUCAAAUACUGUUGAGAUUAAAUUUCCAUCCGCAAUGCUUCAGAAUCUCACUGUCCUUUUACUGCAGUAAUUAAACCUUUAUUUGAUAAUUGAAAA